This is a messenger RNA of Malaya genurostris, 2096 nucleotides long. It is a transcript of the gene Hnf4, whose product is annotated as transcription factor HNF-4 homolog. The record is from RefSeq and is a predicted model, not a curated record. Gene Ontology annotation, biological process: anatomical structure development; cell differentiation; regulation of transcription by RNA polymerase II. Gene Ontology annotation, molecular function: RNA polymerase II cis-regulatory region sequence-specific DNA binding; zinc ion binding; nuclear receptor activity. Gene Ontology annotation, cellular component: nucleus. Bases 213 to 1793 code for a protein of 526 amino acids. NCBI's taxonomy places the organism in Eukaryota, Metazoa, Arthropoda, Insecta, Diptera, Culicidae. The transcript has 7 exons.
AAGUCUGCACAACAAAAAAUGUCUGCAGCAAUACACCUGAAAUCGGCAGAUUUACUGACAAAUCUGCAGAUCUGGCAUCUUUGCUUAAAAGCUUCAUAGGAGUUGCGUGACUGAUUGUAAUUUUUUUAAUCGAGUUUAAUCUAAUACAGUUAUUGAUGUGGUUAUUCUAAAAUAUAAUGCGCCAUGCGAAGGGUUGCGAUAAUGCAUAAUGGAUGUUAAUCGAAACAGUAGACCUAGAUGCAAACGAAUCACUUUCCCCAACCAACACCAAUGAAUCCCGUUUUACUCCAGAUCAUGCUGUGGAUGGUAACAAAAAUAUCACAAUUGAGAAUAGUGCAAUAAAUGUGUGUACAAUAUGCUGUGAUCGCGCAACGGGGAAACACUACGGAGCAGCUUCAUGUGAUGGAUGCAAAGGAUUUUUUCGUCGAAGCGUGCGCAAAAAUCAUUCGUAUACUUGCAGAUUUUCCAGAAACUGCGUUGUAGAUAAAGAUAAAAGAAAUCAGUGUAGAUAUUGUAGACUUAGAAAAUGUUUCAAGGCGGGCAUGAAAAAAGAAGCCGUUCAAAAUGAACGAGAUCGUAUCAGCGGUAGGCGUCCCAGCUUAGAGGAAAUAGAUACAUCAAACGGUUUGUCGGUGAAAUUUUUGUUGCGAGCUGAAAAUUUCAGUAGACAUUUUGGGGCAGCGCUUGAUGAUACCAAGGAUGGAGAUGAAGAUUUGUCGAACAAACGAUAUGCAAGCAUAAAUGAUGUAUGUGAUUCAAUGAAGCAGCAAUUACUCAUUCUAGUUGAGUGGGCAAAGUUUAUACCAGCAUUUGCUGAGCUGCAGCUUGAUGAUCAGGUGGCUUUACUUAGAGCUCACGCUGGUGAACAUCUCUUAUUAGGUCUAUCGAGACGAUCAAUGCACCUGGAAGACAUGCUGCUUUUGGGAAAUAACUGCGUUAUAACAAAGCGGUGUCCAGAUUCCAAAGUAGCACCUAAUCUCGAUAUAUCAAAAAUAGGAGCAAGGAUAAUCGACGAACUUGUCAGUGCCAUAAAAGAUAUUGAACUAGAUGAUUCAGAACUGGCCUGUAUAAAAGCAUUGGUUUUCUUCGACCCAAGUAUAAGAGGUCUGAACCAACCGCAAAAAAUCAAAGCUAUAAGACAUCAGGUUCUCAACAAUUUAGAAGAUUACGUGUCUGAUAAGCAAUAUGAGUCUAGAGGACGUUUUGGGGAAAUUUUGCUGAUUCUACCGGUACUGCAGUCAAUAACUUGGCAAAUGAUUCAGCAGAUUGAACUGGCUAAAAUGUUUGGUGUUGCUCAUAUUGACAGUUUGUUACAAGAAAUGCUACUUGGAGGGGAAGCUAUGGAAAAUACAACAUCGUCUACACCUCCGCUGAUUAAUUUCACGAAUAGUGGUGACAGUCCCAUUCAAAUAGGUCCAGGUGAUGAUCAAGCUCAAGUGGAAAUAAUGGAUCAUAGCCAUGAAAAUCCAGCAUCCUCAUCUUGUGAUAUGAUAGAGACAGAGAAGAUCGAGGGUGGUAACAACAUCAUUGUCCCUACAUUGAUUGAAAAUAUUAGCAACUAUAAUAUCUCUUCAUCAGUAAAUAGUUUUCAGCGAAUUGGAAAUGUACAGGAUUAUAUACAUCAUGAUGAUGUUUACAAUAACCCGUACAUCUCAUCGACGUCUUCCGGAAUGCAGCCCGUAUCUACUAAUCGACAUACGCAAACAAACGCUUUGUUACCUAUCCAUCAUCUAACCCGUGAUGAAUUCCUUAAAUUAGAGUUAAAGCGAGAACCUGAUGCUAAUGGAUAUUGAAAUGAUGAUCAUUUGUGUGAUUUUUCUACUCUAGGGUACCAUCUUUUUAAAAACACAUUUGUUGGUUAUAUUCACUAGAUUAUAAUAGUCUUCAAUAGUUAUACUUUCUACAGAGGUAACCGCGCAGUAAACUAUUUUUUUGUUUUUAAGGUAUUGUUUUGGUUUUUUUAUAAAUAUGGGACCAGGUAUAGACUUUUAAAAAUGAAUACACUAGGUAUUCAUGAAAUAUACAUCUGAUAUUUUAAAAUAUUCUGCAAAAUAAAAAAAAGAUGGUCAGAAAAAAUCCGGUUGGUGUGCGAUUAU